GCCCCGGGGCCUAGCGAGCCGUUCGGAGGCGCUGCUCGAGUCGCCGCCGACGCCAUGGAGAUGCCGCCGCUUCCGCCGCCGCCAGAAGACCAGGAGCUCCGCAAUGUCAUUGACAAGCUGGCUCAGUUUGUGGCACGGAACGGCCCCGAGUUCGAGAAGAUGACCAUGGAGAAGCAGAAGGAGAACCCCAAGUUCUCUUUCCUCUUCGGGGGCGACUUCUACGGCUACUACAAAUACAAGCUGGCCCUGGAACAGCAGCAGCUGCUGUGCAAGCAGAGCCAAGAUCUGGAGCCCGCCCCACAGAUCCAGCCACUGCCCCAGCCCGCCCUGGCCACGGCGGCCGCCCCCAUCGCCACACCGCAGGGCACCCCCUCCAUGGAGGAGCUGAUCCAGCAGAGCCUGUGGAACCUCCAGCAGCAGGAGCAGCACCUCCUGGCUCUGAGACAGGAGCAAAUCACUUCCGCCAUCGCGCUUGCCGUGGAACAGCAGAUGCAGAAGGUCCUCGAGGAGACCCAGCUGGACAUGAACGAGUUCGACAACUUGCUGCAGCCCAUCAUCGACACCUGCACCAAAGACGCCAUCUCGGCCGGCAAGAACUGGAUGUUCAGCAACGCCAAGUCUCCGCACCACUGCGAGCUGAUGGCCGGGCACCUGCGCAACCGCAUCACCGCCGAGGGGGCGCAUUUCGAGUUGCGCCUCCACUUGAUCUACCUGAUCAACGACGUCCUCCACCACUGCCAGCGCAAGCAGCAGCGGGACCUCCUGGCCGCCUUGCAGAAAGUGGUGGUCCCCAUCUACUGCACCAGCUUCCUGGCCGUGGAGGAGGACAAGCAGCAGAAGAUUGCCCGGCUCCUUCAGCUGUGGGAGAAGAACGGCUACUUCGACGAGGCCAUCAUCCAGCAGCUCCAGAGCCCGGCCCUCGGAUUGGGCCAAUACCAGGCCACCCUGAUCAUGGAGUUCAGCAGCGUCGUCCAGCCGGUCCAAGUGGCCUUCCAGCAACAGAUCCAGACCCUCAAAACUCAGCACGAGGAGUUUGUCAGCAGCCUCAGCCAACAGCAGCAGCAGCAGCAACAACAGCAGCAGCCGCAGCAGCCGCCGCCACUGCAAAUCCCACCUCCGGAAAGCGAAGUGAAGGCCGCCGCCGCCGCCCCCCCUCCUCCGGCCGCCCCCAUCACCCCCACAGACGAAGGGAAGCCACAACUGCCGCUGCCGGGCUCUGCCGAGUACGAGGCCACGGGGGCCGGGGCCGCUGACCCGGCCACGGCUGCACCGCGGGGGCCCGGCCCCCACGACCACAUCCCCCCCAACAAGCCGCCCUGGUUCGAGCAGCCACACCCCGUCACUCCCUGGGCACAGCAGCAGCCGCCUGAGCAGCCCCCCUUCCCCCACCACCAGGGCCCCCCGCACUGCCCCCCCUGGAACAGCAACCACGAGGGGAUGUGGAACGAGCAGAGGGAGAGUGGCUGGAGCAACCAGCGCGACGCCCCCUGGAACAGCCAGCCGGACCCCGCCUGGAACAGCCAGUUCGAGGCCCCCUGGAACAACCAGCACGAGCAGCCGCCCUGGGGAGGGGGCCAGAGGGAGCCGCCCUUCCGCAUGCAGAGGCCCCCCCACUUCCGGGGGCCCUUCCCGCCCCACCAGCAGCACCCCCAGUUCAACCAGCCGCCCCACCCGCACAACUUCAACCGCUUCCCCCCGCGCUUCAUGCAGGACGACUUCCCGCCGCGCCACCCUUUUGAGCGGCCCCCUUACCCGCACCGCUUCGACUACCCCCAAGGCGACUUCCCCCAGGAGAUCGGUCCCCCGCACCACCACCCGGGCCACCGCAUGCCGCACCCGGGGAUCAGCGAGCACCCUCCCUGGGGGGGCCCGCAGCACCCUGACUUCGGGCCCCCGCCCCACGGGUUCAAUGGGCAGCCCCCCCACAUGCGCAGGCAGGGGCCCCCCCACGUCAACCACGACGACCCCAGCCUCGUGCCCAACGUCCCCUACUUCGACCUCCCCGCCGGACUGAUGGCCCCCCUGGUCAAACUGGAGGAUCAUGACUACAAGCCUUUGGACCCCAAAGACAUCCGCCUGCCGCCCCCCAUGCCCCCCAGCGAGAGGCUCCUGGCAGCCGUGGAGGCUUUCUACAGCCCCCCUUCGCACGACCGGCCAAGAAACAGCGAGGGCUGGGAGCAGAACGGUCUGUACGAGUUCUUCCGGGCGAAGAUGAGGGCCCGGCGGCGCAAGGGGCAGGAGAAGAGGAACAGCGGCCCCUCGCCAUCCCGGAGCAGCAGGUCCAAGAGCCGAGGGCGCUCCUCUUCGCGCUCCAACUCGAGGUCGUCCAAGUCCUCCGGCUCCUACUCCCGCUCCCGGUCGCGAUCCUGCUCCCGAUCACGGUCCUACUCCCGGUCCCAGUCCAGGAGCAGAAGCGGCUCUCGCUCCUCUCAGAGCCGCUCUCGGUCCAGGUCCCGGUCAAAAUCCUACUCCCCCGGAAGGCGGCACCGGUCCCGAUCCCGCAGCCAGACGCCUCCCUCCUCGGCCGGAUUGGGAUCCAGUUCAGGGCCCCCCAUCCCCGAAUCGAGACUCGGAGAGGAGAACAAGGGGCACCAGAUGCUGGUGAAGAUGGGGUGGAGCGGCUCCGGGGGGCUGGGGGCCAAGGAGCAGGGGAUCCAAGACCCCAUCAAAGGUGGCGACAUCCGAGACAAGUGGGACCAGUACAAGGGCGUGGGGGUGGCCCUGGACGACCCCUACGAGAAUUACCGGAGGAACAAGAGCUAUUCCUUCAUUGCCCGCAUGAAGGCCAGAGACGAAACUUAACGCCGCUCAGAGCCAAGGGAGCCCAGCCGGUCGUCCAUCAGCAUCCGAGCUCCAGCCUGGCCACGUGAAUUGAGG
This is a messenger RNA of Lacerta agilis (Sand lizard), 2877 nucleotides long. RefSeq names its product calcium homeostasis endoplasmic reticulum protein (gene CHERP). Gene Ontology annotation, cellular component: perinuclear region of cytoplasm. Gene Ontology annotation, molecular function: RNA binding. Gene Ontology annotation, biological process: RNA processing; intracellular calcium ion homeostasis. The coding region runs from base 55 to 2802 and encodes 915 amino acids. The transcript has 18 exons. Lineage: Eukaryota; Metazoa; Chordata; Lepidosauria; Squamata; Lacertidae. The record is from RefSeq and is a predicted model, not a curated record.